GGAACAGACUCCAUCAAAUAAAACCCACCGACAUCCUGCCCUGCCGCCGUAACGUAAAAGGGAGGCGGAGGGAAAGAGAAAAGGGAAAACCCAACUCGCCUCGUCCAGUACCGUUGCUCUCUCACUCGUCUCCUCCGACCGCCAUACAAUUUCUUGUGCAAGCGCGGUCUUCUCGAUCCAAUGACGCUUCCAAAGGAUAUACCUGGUUUCUACUAUGAUUCUGAGAAAAAUCGUUAUUUUCCUACUAAAGGCCCGAUUCCGGGCUCAAAGCGUCCGCCUUCUGCGUCAGCCGCGUCUUCUUUGACAAAGCGAGCUGCGAAUGGGAAGCUCUCUAGUCCAGACCAGGACUAUCUAAUUCACAAAUCAUGCAAAAGAAAACACUUAAAAUCAUCUGUGCUACUUCAAUUCAGAGAAUUGCAUGGUAGAUCCAUCUUUUCCAAUAGACAUAGAUGCAACUUUGAACAAGAGUAUCAGAAGUUGCAAGCUUCCCGUGCGAUGAUAUGGAGGUAUUCUGACUCAGCUGGUGUAUCUGGUAGUGCAUUGGAACAAUUGUCUGGCAUUGUUCAAACACCAAAAGGGUUGAAGCAAAAGAAUAUUUUGCCAGUUGGCUGUAGGAAUGGAUAUCUUUGUUUGUAUGAUGUUUCUACUAGUACCCAUAGUUUGGAUUAUUCAUCUGAGUGCACGCCAGAGUUCAUUUGGCCAUCUAGUGAAAAACAAAUUCAACAGGAUUCUGCAAUUGCUAGUUUAUGGCAUCUUAUAUCUCCAUUUCCAAUUUUGUCAUCUACAAUUAUCAGCAUAAAAAGGUUGAGAAGGAACUGUCCAGAUGGGGCUGAGAGUGUCCCUUCCUUUAAUGCUUUGUUGAGCACCUUUGGAUCAGAAGCGAUUGGUGGUUCUGUUUGUAUUCUAAAACUAGAUCAACCUAUCGAUCAACAUUAUCCUAGCCUUUGUAGCCAGAUCGUACAACUUGUGUCGUUGGAUCGCACCACUAUAUGGACAUCUGAUUGUAAUCCACAAGGGACACAAGCAGUGAUUGGUUCUAAUCGUGGAUCUGGUUUGAUAGACUUGGAAUCAAGAAAAGUAUCAUGGUUAUACCAUAAUGGAAGUGAUGCCUUGUCGCAGCAGUUUGUUCAUCCGGGAAACAUUGUUUUAUCUGGACAUAGAAAUGGAGUAAUUAAUUCAAUUGAUAUCCGGCAAAAGCAAUCACGAAUUCCUGAACAUGCAUCUGGGUAUCCUAGAAGGUUGAAUUUUGACACAAAAUUUCGUGGUCAUCCAUUCAGAAAUGAGAAAAGCGCUGGCAACCAAAAAUAUAAGUCAGGUAGAAAUUUGAACUCAUCUGAUGUUGUCUACAUGCCCAAAGCUGUUUGCAGUCUGGUGGCACUUCAAUCAGAUGAUCAAUAUUUCCUGGCAAGCUCCUUGGACGGAUCUAUCAACCUCUAUGACCGCCGCCUACUUAAAAAAGGAGCCGUUCAAUCCUAUGCAGGACAUGUGAAUUCUUACACUCAUUUGCAACUUGGCGUGAACCCAUCUGAAACACUAGUUGUCUCAGGUGCAUUUCAUUUUAGUUUGGUUAUUGGUGCAUAUUUUAUUGCCCUUGUUAGCAGAUCAGUCUCUAAGAAAUCCAUACCAGGUGGGGAGGAUUGCUUUUUGCGUAUUUGGAGCAUCAAGAGCGGUGAACUAGUAUUCGGAGAAAAAGUAUCAAAUUCCAAACUUACAUCCAUUUGCUGGCCGAAAACUCUGACAUGCUUCACCGAGGAUUCCUGUAUGUCCAACCAUAGCUUGGGUGCAUGGCUGGGAUCACCUGACGGGCUAUUUUACAUGCAUGGCUCUUGAUCUAGCUUAAUAGAGUGUAGGUAACACUUCUGUUCGAAGAAAAAUAGUGGCACCUGUAACUUAUAACCAUUAAAUUUAGCUGAUAUACCUAUUCAAGACAUUGCUCGAGGCGACUUGCUGCUGUUAAAGUUGGUUCCCCCAAGCCACCUUGCUUUUCCCUACUAAUUUGAUUAGGUUUCUUUGUUCCUAGGCUUACAUGUAAAUUAUACUGAUUAACAGUUCUUUAUGUAUGAGCUUUCGAGAAUGAGAAAUUUUGUAUAAUUA
Molecule: messenger RNA, 2094 nt
Organism: Zingiber officinale
Lineage: Eukaryota; Viridiplantae; Streptophyta; Magnoliopsida; Zingiberales; Zingiberaceae
Product: DDB1- and CUL4-associated factor 4-like
Exons: 12
Coding region: 181-1830 (549 amino acids)
Molecular function (GO): protein binding
Source: RefSeq, a predicted model, not a curated record